This is a messenger RNA of Vitis vinifera (wine grape), 2662 nucleotides long. RefSeq names its product long-chain-alcohol oxidase FAO2. Gene Ontology annotation, molecular function: flavin adenine dinucleotide binding; long-chain-alcohol oxidase activity. Lineage: Eukaryota; Viridiplantae; Streptophyta; Magnoliopsida; Vitales; Vitaceae. The record is from RefSeq and is a predicted model, not a curated record. Bases 192 to 2441 code for a protein of 749 amino acids. The transcript is spliced from 3 exons.
CAUUAAUGGAAGAUGAGUUAGACGCGGUGAAUAGGCCAAAAGAGCAGGAAAGGAACUUCUUUCUAUAUAAAUUAUAAAAAACAGCUUCAAGAAAAAGAAAAGAAAGUUUCAAUUUUGGUAUGCUGGCAUUUGUUUUCCCAAACAUUUGAGGAGGAGAAAGUGAGGAAAAAUCUGAAGAGGGUGUUGGAGAGAUGGGGAAGGAGAGCAAUAGAGAAGAGGGGCAUGGCCAUCCAUUACUGAGAGGUGGAUGGAGGAAAGGCAGUUACAGCCAUGGCUUCUCUUCGUCUCAGAUUCAGGCACUGGCUUCCAUCUGUGAGACUCUCAUUCCUCCUCUGCAUUUGGAAUCCAUCAGCAAAGAAAACCCACCAGAGGCCCUUUAUUCCUUCUACAAAGCUUCUGGGUCUCAGUUUCCAGUCCCGGAUGAGGCUGCAGAGCUUUUGAAGAAGAGGGGUUUGCCAGAAGGUGUGAUGUUAGUGAGCAUAGUGCUGAAGAUUCUCUCAACCAGAUUGGGGACAUUGUUGCUUUGUGGGUUUCUUUGUUUGGGUUGGAAAUGGCCAUUCAUUCUCAAGUUCUCUGAAAUUUCCUUGGAGAAGAGAGAACAAGUUCUCAAGAAUUGGUCACGCCAAAGGUUUCUGUUUCCCUUAAGAUUAUUCUUUGCGAUAAUGAAAAUCUUCUGUUUCUUCAUCUUCUUCUCUCGGACUGAUGAUAAUUUGGAAAACCCUGCAUGGGAUGCAAUCGGAUACCAUGUGGAGACCAAAGAAUAUGUAAAGAAACCUCCAAAGGAGAGGCCUAUUCGGAAGGGGAUUGUAGAAACUAUGUAUGAAAAUGACUCUACCCUGGUCCAAUCCCUCUCCCAGAGAGGUAUCAAAGUUAUAGAAGAUCAAAAAAAUAUCUGCAAGAUCAAAUGUGAUGUUGUAAUCAUUGGCUCUGGUUGCGGGGGAGGAGUUACUGCUGCUGUUCUCGCAAGCUCUGGCUAUAAAGUUCUCAUCCUUGAGAAAGGGAACUAUUUUGAACCAGAAGAUUAUUCGUCUCUGGAAGGCCCCUCCAUGAGUGAGCAAUACGAAUCAGGCGGGGUUAUGUCAACUAUUGAUGCAAAAGUGAUGAUCUUGGCAGGAUCAACAGUGGGUGGAGGCUCUGCUGUAAACUGGUCUGCAGCCAUUAAAACACCAAAUUCCAUUCUCAGGGAGUGGUCAACAGAUCAUAAGCUCCCUCUUUUUGGGAGCUCUGAAUACCUAUCUGCCAUGGACACUGUGUGGAAGAGGAUUGGUGUGACAGAGAAGUGUACAGAGGAAGGGUUUCAGAACCAGGUUCUGAGAAAAGGGUGUGAAAAUCUUGGCUUGGACGUUGAAUCAAUUCCAAGGAAUUCCUCGGAGAAUCAUUACUGUGGUUCUUGUGCUUAUGGUUGUACGAGAGGAGACAAACAAGGGACUCAGUCUACUUGGCUGGUUGAUGCCGUGGGCUGCGGUGCAGUGAUCUUAACAGGAUGCAAAGCUGAGAAACUCAUCUUUAAGGAGAAAAAGAAUGGUAGAAAAAGAAGGAAAUGCUCAGGAGUGAUUGUAGCAUCUUCUAGCAAGAAUGUCACAAAGAAACUGCAAAUUGAAGCUAGAGUAACUGUUUCAGCUUGUGGAUCUCUAUUAACACCCCCUCUACUUCUCUCCAGCGGACUGGAGAAUCCACACAUCGGCAAGAACCUUCAUCUCCACCCUGUACUAAUGGUUUGGGGAUACUUCCCAGAGUCCCAAUCAGGAAUCAAAGGCAAAUGUUUUGAGGGAGGACUCCUUACUUCACUCCACAAGGUGGUUUCAGAGGAAUCCAGAGUACAGGCAAUAGUAGAACCUACUGCACUGGGACCUGCCUCAUUUGCUGCAAUACAUCCCUGGGUUUCAGGACUUGACAUGAAGGAAAGAAUGGUGAAGUACUCCAGAACUGCUACACUUUUUGCGUUGGCUAGAGAUAAGGGUGCAGGAGAAGUAAAGGUGGAACGCAGGAUAAAAUAUCGGUUACAUCCAGCUGAUAAAGAAAAUCUCAGGGUGGGGCUGAGGCAGGCUUUGAGGAUUUUGAUAGCGGCAGGAGCUGUUGAAGUGGGCACCUACAGGAGUGAUGGACAGAGUAUCAAAUGUAAAGGGGUUAAAGAAGAGGCUGUGGAGGAGUUUUUGGAUGGGGUAGUGGCUGGAGGAGGGCCGUGCUCGCGGGGAGACCACUGGACCUUGUAUUGUUCUGCCCAUCAGAUGGGAAGUUGCAGGAUGGGUGCUACAGAGGAAGAAGGUGCAGUUGAUGAAAAUGGGGAAACUUGGGAGGCAAAGGGCCUAUUUGUAUGUGAUGGAAGUGUUCUUCCUAGUGCAGUUGGGAUCAAUCCAAUGAUUACCAUCCAGACAACUGCUUAUUGCAUCUCAAAGAGGAUUGCAGAGUCCUUGAAGAAACAAGAAUUUCUGGCAGACUGACUGACUGACUGAUUGAUUUCAUCCCUUCUUUUGUCUGCCCUUCUUUGUCCUCUUUUAAGGGUUCUUGAUUGUAAUAAGCUGAUUGCAUUAUCUUAAGAAGUAAGGUAAAAUAAAGGAGAAGCCUAAGAAUAAGCUAGUUGGGAAAAGAUUGUUCUGCAACUUUAUGUAUCACUGGUGUCAAUAAUCAUAAAUUCUAUGCAACUUUUUAGAGUUUUUGAGCA